AUGAGCAUCAAGUUCACAGUCAACGGAUUCCCGUACGAGGUGGAGGCCACGGACUUUGCCCCGGAUAUCACCCUCAAUGCCUUCCUACGGGAGCAUCUCCACCUGACGGCCACAAAAUACAUGUGCCUGGAGGGUGGAUGCGGCUCCUGUGUCUGCGUCAUCCGCCGGCGGCACCCUGUCACCCAGGAGGUACAAUCCCGGGCAGCAAACUCCUGCCUCACUCUCCUAAACACCUGUGACGAUGCGGAAAUUAUAACUGAUGAGGGACUUGGCAACCAGCUAAGUGGUUACCAUCCGAUCCAGAAACGCCUGGCCCAGCUGAAUGGCACCCAGUGUGGUUACUGCUCGCCGGGAUUCGUCAUGAACAUGUACGGACUGCUGGAGCAGCACCAGGGACAGGUGAGCAUGGCACAGGUGGAGGACGCCUUCGGAGGAAACAUCUGCCGAUGCACAGGCUAUCGCCCCAUCCUGGACGCCAUGAAGUCCUUUGCUGUUGACAGCACAGUGGACGUUCCUUCCGAGUGCAUAGACAUCGAGGACUCCUUCGAGCUUCUCUGCUUGAAAACUGGACAAGCUUGCAAGGGUAGCUGCUCCAGGCCCCCGGUGAGGGAUCAAAGUGGUAACCACUGGUACUGGCCCAAGUCCCUUGUGGAGCUCUUUGCCGCCUUGAGCCAGGUUGGAAGCGGAGAACUGUACAUCCUGGUGGCGGGCAACACGGCUCAUGGAGUCUACCGGAGACCGAGGACCAUCAGACACUUUAUCGACGUGAACAAGGUGCCGGAGCUGAAGCAGUACCGCAUCGAAGCUGAUUACACGCUAUUGGGAGCGAAUCUUACACUCGAUGAUGCUAUGCAGGUGUUCCUGGAGACUGCCAAGAGGCCCGGAUUCGAAUACUGUGUCCAGUUGUGGCAGCACUUCAACCUGAUUGCCAAUGUGCCAGUCCGAAAUAAUGGUACAUUGGCUGGAAACAUAAGCAUAAAAAAACAGCAUCCGGAGUUCCCAUCGGAUGUGUUCAUUACCUUCGAAGCUUUGGAUGUCAAGGUUCUGGUCUACGAUAAUCCCAGUAAUCAAAGAAUGAUGGGCUUGCUGUCGUAUCUUAACGAUACAUCCGCCAAACUGGUUCUAGCUGCAUUCAUCCUAAAAGCAUAUCCACAGGAUAAGUACAUCUUUAACUCCUACAAGAUCCUUGCCAGAGCCCAGAAUGUACACGCCUACGUGAAUGCAGGAUUCCUGAUCGAAUGGCAGGAUAUUCAGCGCAGUAUUGUGCGAUCUGCCCGAAUUUGUUUUGGAAACAUUCGACCAGAUUACGUUCAUGACAACGGUUUGGAGAAACUGCUCCCGGGAAGAGAUCUUUAUGAUCCUGCCACUGUUACUCAGAUCUUCCAGCAACUUUCAGGCAGCAUCCAGCCGGAGGAACGACCACCGGAAGCUUCUCCUGAAUAUCGUCAUAUGCUGGCCUGCUCGCUCUUCUACAAGUUUCUUCUGGCCACCGCGCCUAAGGAGCGGGUUCAGGAGCGAUAUCGCACUGGGGGUUUUCUGCUGGAUAGGCCUCUUUCUUCGGGGAGCCAGUCUUUUGAGACUAUAAAGAAAAACUAUCCAGUCACCCAGCCCGUCCAAAAACUAGAAGGACUUAUCCAAUGUUCUGGGGAGGCCUCGUAUGUGAACGACCUCCUGACCCCCUCGAGCUCCGUCUUCUGUGCUUUUGUGACCGCCAAGCGAGUGGGGGCCACUAUAGAGAUGAUAGAUCCUAGAUCCGCACUUCAGUGCAAGGGCGUAUUGGGCUUUUAUUCUGCCAAGGACAUUCCCGGGGUAAAUAGCAUCGUCACGGUGACUAGGGAGACACCCGCAGCGGAAGAGCUAUUUGCUGCCGGGAGGAUCAAGUACUACGACCAGCCAUUGGGGGUGGUAGCAGCACUCACCCAGGACUCAGCGGCGUAUGCAGCCACUCUGGUGAAAGUUACCUACGCUAGGGAUCAGAAGAAGGUCUACUCCAGCAUCAGCCAGGUUCUGGCGGAAAAGCAAGCUGAUAGAAUUGUGUGCCUUAAGCAAGAGGGGCAGAAACCUGUGGCGUUGGGGCCACUAGUUCCUGGUGAUGUUCAGGGAAAGGGAAUCUUUGAAAUGGGCUCACAAUAUCACUUCUCCAUGGAACCCCAAACGACGAUUGUGGUACCCCUGGAUAACAUUCUGCAAGUGUACUCUUCCACCCAAUGGAUGGACGGCACUCAGGGAGCCAUUGCUCAUAUGCUGGGGGUCACUGUAAACUCUAUUCAGCUGCAAGUGAGGAGAGUCGGUGGAGGUUACGGAGCCAAGGUAACUCGGGCUAACUUUGCGGCCUGUGCCGCCGCUCUGGUGGCCUCCAAACUUAAUAGGCCUGUCAGAUUCGUCCAGACCAUCGAGUCCAUGAUGGAGACACUCGGUAAACGCUGGGCCUGCCGCUCGGACUACGAGUUUCGUGCCCGCGCUAGUGGCUCCAUAAUCCUACUCACCAACGACUACUACGAAGAUGCCGGCUGCAGUCUCAACGAAAACGUAGUAGACUUCCUGACCUUGCCGGCCCUCAGAAAUGUUUACAAUUUGGCUGAUACGAACUUUAGGGUCAAGGGCAGUGCCAUCCUCACUGACGCUCCCAGUUCGACUUGGUGCCGGGCACCAGGAUCAGCGGAAGGCAUUGCCAUGACAGAGAACGCCAUGGAACACAUUGCCUUCGAGUGCCAAUUGGAUCCAGCUGAUGUUCGUCUGGUUAACCUGCAGCCUGGGAGCAAAAUGGUCCAGCUCCUUCCUAGAUUCCUGGCCUCCACAGAGUAUCGAAAGCGACGGGACCAAGUCAACCUGUUCAACACCCAGAAUCGAUGGCGUAAACGCGGCCUGGGACUAUCAAUAAUGAAUUUUCCCCUCAACACAACCAUAGGUUUUACCUACCCCGCCACAGUGGCCAUUUACCACGAAGACGGAUCUGUGGUUAUUUCCCACGGUGCCAUAGAGAUUGGCCAAGGAAUCAACACAAAGGCAGCACAGGUGGCAGCUUUCCUGCUCGGAGUGCCGCUGGAGAAGGUGCGGGUCGAAGGAAGCAACACCGUGAAUGGAGCCAACACCAUGAUAACUGCCAACUCAAUGACCAGUGAGAUGAUUGGCAUUGCCGUGAGGAAAGCUUGCGACACUCUUAACCAGCGACUGUCUCCGGUAAAGAAGCAGCUUGGGCCCCAGGCCACCUGGUUGCAGGUGCUCCAAGCUGCUUACCUACAGUCCAUUUUCCUGAUUGCCACAGAAUCGUAUAAACUGGGUGACAUUCCCAGUUACAGCAUCUUUGGCCUAAGUCUCACAGAAGUGGAGCUGGACAUUCUGACUGGAAACCACCUAAUCCGAAGGGUGGACAUCCUGGAGGACGCUGGCGAAAGCCUGAGUCCGAACAUCGAUGUGGGCCAGGUGGAGGGCGCUUUUGUGAUGGGACUGGGCUACUAUCUCACCGAACUUCUUGUCUACGAUCGCCAGACGGGCCAGAUCCUCACAAACCGCACUUGGAAUUACCAUCCUCCAGGUGCUAAGGACAUUCCCAUUGAUUUCCGCAUCGAGUUGCUGCAAAAGAGUCCUAAUCCAGUGGGUUUCAUGCGAUCCAAGGCCACGGGAGAACCUGCCUUGUGCCUGGCAGUUGGAGUCCUGUUCGCCAUCCAGCACGCCAUUCAGUCAGCCAGAAAGGACGCAGGACUUCCGAGGGAAUGGGUGCGACUGGGAGCACCCACCACACCGGAGACUGUGGUACUUAAUGCCGGAAGCCAGAUCGAAGACUUUUCGUUGAACUGA
Drosophila bipectinata is the source of this 3798-nucleotide messenger RNA. RefSeq lists its product as uncharacterized. Gene Ontology annotation, molecular function: 2 iron, 2 sulfur cluster binding; iron ion binding; FAD binding. The record is from RefSeq and is a predicted model, not a curated record. Lineage: Eukaryota; Metazoa; Arthropoda; Insecta; Diptera; Drosophilidae.